This is a messenger RNA of Hevea brasiliensis (rubber tree), 776 nucleotides long. RefSeq names its product calmodulin-like protein 8. The record is from RefSeq and is a predicted model, not a curated record. Gene Ontology annotation, molecular function: enzyme regulator activity; calcium ion binding. NCBI's taxonomy places the organism in Eukaryota, Viridiplantae, Streptophyta, Magnoliopsida, Malpighiales, Euphorbiaceae. Bases 137 to 586 code for a protein of 149 amino acids. The transcript is spliced from 4 exons.
UCUAUAUAACUUCAUUGAUGGACAAGUUCUACCUACUUUGAGAAAGUGCACGUCUGAGUUGCUUAAGUAGUUGUGCCUUUGGGGGUGUGCUUUCUAAUCUAAUCUCAAGGUCUCUAAUCAAGUUCACAGAGUAAAGAUGGGAGAUGUGUUAACUGAAGAGCAGAUUACUGAGUUUCAAGAAGCUUUUUGUCUGCUUGACAAGGAUGGAGAUGGUCGCAUUACUUUUGAGGAAUUGGCGACUGCAAUCAAGUCCCUAGAAGAGAAUCCGACAGAAGAAGAAUUGCAGAGCAUGAUCAAUGAAGUAGAUGUUAAUGGCAAUGGAACGAUAGAGUUCGGAGAGUUCUUGAAUCUUAUGGCAAGGAAAAUGAAGGAAAGUGAAGCAGAAGAGGAAUUGAAAGAAGCAUUCAAAGUGUUUGACAAGGACCAGGAUGGCUACAUUUCACCUAAUGAGUUGAGGCACGUAAUGAUAAAUCUAGGAGAGAAACUGACAGAUGAAGAGGUUGAGCUGAUGAUCAGAGAGGCUGAUUUGGAUGGAGAUGGCCAAGUUAAUUACGAGGAAUUCGUCAGAAUGAUGCUUGCUAUCUGAUCAAAUCAUGUUAAUUAUUACUUCCACUCACAGUUUCUAGCUUAGCUUGAAAUAAAUUAACAUAUCAAAUCCCAUUUAUAUGGGUCCAUAGUAUCAUUUCUGGCUUGUCCAUCAAUUAAUUUGUAUAUUUUUUUUUACGUUAGAAAUCUUGAAAAGAAGAUAAAUUAAUACAGUGGGAUCUAUUUAUUAA